AUGAGAGGAAUUUCCGCCACGGUUUCUUCUGGAAUGCAGAGAGAAGCAGCUCAACAGAUUCUGAAAAAUAUGAAAACUGUUGGAAUUUUCUCCGCACUUUUCGGCUUUGCUGCAGCUCAAGCUCCUCGGCCUACAAUGCCUGGAACUGUCGAUACAAUGAGCGAAUUCCGUGAAGAAUUCGGCACCUUUGUUCCCGAGUCCAUCAAGCUCUUCUCGCCCUUCCGAGACAACGUCAUCACGAUGGUCUCCCUUGGUCUCAAAGAAAACGGCUUCACCAGACGAGACAUUAAAAAUGCCUUGGAAGACAUCUUCACCCACGGAUGCCACUGCGGAUGGAACAAGGGCCGACAUGCUUUGGAAAAAACGAAAGUUGUCGUUGAUGACCUUGACCAGGACUGCCUAAAUUUUGACCACUGCGUCGAUUGUCUUAAAAUGGACCAGUGUAGUAUUGAAACUCUAGAAUUUUCUCCACUUGUCGAGAAAAAUAAGCCAGUUUCUUGCGAUAAUUUGGCCGGCGACUCUUGUCAGUACAAUACCUGCCUUUGCUCAAAGAAUCUUGCCGACAAGAUUUUAGAGAAAAUCGUCGGAUCAGGAGAAUACCCCUUCGUUGGCCUUUCCUUCACUGAAUUUCACGAUCAAUGCAUGAAGCGCGACCCGGUCGAUGUCAACACUCAACUCAGAAAACCAAAAGUCAAUUCGGAUGCUGAGAGACAAUGCUGCGGCGCCUACCCUAACCGAGCUCCUUUCACUUACAAACCAAACGGCCUAGCUUGUUGCGCUGGAACCACCCUUUACGAGCAAAAAGACGAAACUUGCUGCUCAAGCGGCCAGAUUUUCCCGAUCGGCGAAGUUUGCUAA
This is a messenger RNA of Oikopleura dioica, 858 nucleotides long. The record is from the annotation of a GenBank genome assembly. Lineage: Eukaryota; Metazoa; Chordata; Appendicularia; Copelata; Oikopleuridae.